CUCGAAGCUUACUUACGCAUCGCUCUAUAUUACGUUGAAGCUUACGCCUCCGUAUGUAAUACGUAAUUGCCCACACCCACAUCUUCUAAAACACCAAUUAAAACAUAGGGAAUAGAUAAAAAGGGACCAAGUUGACGUAUCCUAAAUCAUUUUGCAUGGUCCACAUUCCCCUUUUUUUUCCCUUAAACCCAACGGCCAAUUCCAAUUCCAAUUCCAUGAGAAUUAAUAACAAUUUCACUUAUUCAUUUUAGGAACUGUUGGAUGAGUUUCAUCGAAUAUUCUCUGUUUAUCCAACAAAAUAUCCACUCGCAUAUUCGCAUAAUCCUUUUACAACAAAACAUAAAUUAGCCACCUCCUUUAAAUGCAACUCCGUGACCUUACAUUAUUGCCUCUGUCUUUGUUACUUUCCAUGUUUAAUCUUUAAAUAAAUACCCUUUUCCUCUUACAUGAAUUACUUAUUAUUCGUAAAUAUUUCAAUAUUCUUGUUUGUUUAAUUGAGAAAAGAUUUAUUGAUAUUUUCUUAUUUGGUUUCCUAGCCAUGGCUGUUUUUUGUAAGGAAUCAAUGGUUAUGUUCCUUUUGGUGGCUAGUUUUUCAAUAUCUUAUUGUUCAAGUGCAACUAGGCUUAAGAAAAUCCAUCAUUCCGCUAAAGAUAAUGGCAAUUUAAGAUUCUUGGUUGUUGGUGAUUGGGGACGUAAAGGUGAUUAUAAUCAAUCUGUUGUUGCAUUUCAGAUGGGAAGAAUUGGUGAGAAAUUAGACAUAGAUUUUGUAGUCUCAACAGGUGACAAUUUUUAUACUAAUGGCCUAACAGGAGAGGAUGAUCGUAAUUUUCUGGAGUCUUUUAGCAAUGUUUAUAAAGCAAAGAGCUUGCAAACCCUAUGGUAUACAGUAUUAGGUAACCAUGAUUACAGGGGAGAUGCACUAGCUCAACUCAGUCCUUACCUUAGGAAAAUUGACAGCAGAUGGAUUUGUUUGCGUUCUUUCAUAAUCAAUGCAGCAGAAAUUGCUGAAAUAUUCAUGGUGGACACAACCCCAUUUGUUAAAGAGUACUUCGUGGAAACGGAACAUACCUACGAUUGGCGCAAUGUGAUGCCGCAAAAGACAUACACACAAAACGUAUUAAAUGAUCUGGAGAAUGCACUAAGUGAAUCAACAGCAAAAUGGAAAAUAGUAGUGGGUCAUCAUGCCAUUAGAAGUGUGGGACACCAUGGUGACACUAAUGAACUUGUGGAACGUCUUCUUCCUAUCCUUCGGGCGUACGAUGUAGAUCUAUACAUGAACGGCCACGAUCAUUGCCUUGAGCACAUAAGUGAUACCGAAAGUCCUAUUCAAUUUUUGACUAGUGGGGCAGGAUCAAAGGCAUGGAGAGGAGACGUGAAAGGCUUGAAUAAUGAAGAAAUGAAAUUCUUCUAUGAUGGACAAGGUUUCAUGUCUGUCCAAUUGACACCAACUCAUGUAGAAAUUGAAUUUUAUGAUGUUUUUGGCAAAGUUCUACACAGAUGGAGUAGGUCUAAGCACUUGCUUCACUCGAUUAUUUAGAUUUUUUGACAAAUGCUUGGCUUAAUUUUUAAGUGGAGUAGUCUAUUUUCCAUAUAUAGAUAAACUAAGGGAAAGGAAUGAAUUGAUAAAGAUAGUAGGAUGUAUGAGAACUUUGAGAAAUUUAUUUAGCUGUAAAUGUUGGAAGAUCUAGAUUAUCUUUUGGAUAUGUAUAUAUAUGAAUGGAUUGAGGAAUUUGUCCAUA
Capsicum annuum is the source of this 1739-nucleotide messenger RNA. Its product is annotated as purple acid phosphatase 17. The record is from RefSeq and is a predicted model, not a curated record. Lineage: Eukaryota; Viridiplantae; Streptophyta; Magnoliopsida; Solanales; Solanaceae. The transcript is spliced from 7 exons. The coding region runs from base 539 to 1537 and encodes 332 amino acids. Gene Ontology annotation, molecular function: acid phosphatase activity; ferric iron binding; ferrous iron binding.